Messenger RNA from Salmo salar (Atlantic salmon), 2943 nucleotides. Its product is annotated as cell adhesion molecule CEACAM20. Lineage: Eukaryota; Metazoa; Chordata; Actinopteri; Salmoniformes; Salmonidae. The record is from RefSeq and is a predicted model, not a curated record.
GUAGAGGGCAACACUGUAUGACAGGGAAAAUCCCACACAACUUCCUUGUUGAAGUGUCAUAGGAGUUUAGUAGUUUGUUCACUUGUUCUGCAGUCUCACUUGUGAAUACAUUUUAUCAAAAUUGUAUUUAAUAUUUUAAUCACAAAGCACAGAGUCUGGGAUGACUGAAUACCCUUAUUAAUUGUUUGAACAUAUUCAAUCGGAAUCAACAACACUUGUUACAUCUGGCGAUAUGGAAGCAGCUACAGUAGUUUCUCUCACCAUGGCAGUACUUUUAGGGUCUUGUUAUGGAGCAGGUGUGUUACCAGACGGGCUCCUACUUGGGAAGGUUGGAGGGAAUGUGACAUUUAACAGAGCAUCAGACCAGCCAUUUGUAACAUUACAAAUGAGAGUUAAUAGUACAACUAUAUUAAACUAUAUCAGCAGUUCUGACACUUUCAAACCUGAAGAUGCAUACAGAGACAGAAUCAAUCUGGACAGAUUGUCAGGAUCCGUGGAGCUCAUGAAUCUUGUUCUGACUGACAGUGGACAAUACACAGUGACCAUUGUAACAUCUGAAUCACUAUCAGUGGAGGAAAACACCAAACUGGAAGUGUAUGAACCAAUAUCUGGUACUACCAUAACUUUCCCAAACACUCCAAUCCUUGAGGGCAGUUCUGUCACCUUAACCUGUGAUGCUUCUGGCUACAUUGUCACCAGAGAGUGGAUGAAGGAUGGUCAGCUUCUGUCUGCUGGUGGCAACCUAAUCAUCUCUCAGGAUAAGAGAGUGCUGUCCAUAAACCCUGUGAAGAGAACAGACAAUGGACACUACCUGUGUAGAGUCAGCAACCCUGUCAGCACCGCUGAUGCUAAAUACAUUCUCAUUGUAAACUAUGGACCUGAUGGAAUGGAAAUCAAGGAUCCAACUGAAAUAGAAGUAGGACAGAAGUUUACAUUAACCUGCUCUGCUGACUCCAACCCCCCUGCUAGUUACACCUGGAUGCACAAUGAGACAGAGAUACCAGGACAUUCACCUGAGUUCACUAAAGAGAAGAGUGAAUACUCUGACAGUGGGGAUUACACCUGUACAGCAACAAAUUAUGUCACUGGAAACAAAACAUCUGUGGUCCAUAAACUGUCAGUAAAAGAAGGGGACCUUUUAUCACUAGGUCUGCCUGCUGGUGCCAUUGCUGGUAUUGUGUUUGGAUUAUUGCUGGUUGUGGGAGUGGCAUUUGGUGUUGCAGUUUUCUUCAUCAGGAAAAAUGGAACCAAUGCUGAGCCAAUGCGUCGAAGAGGCACUCAACCACCUGUAUAUGAGAACCCAUCACCUGUAUAUGAGAACACAAGACAAAAUCAAUCCCCACCUCUACCCCUGACAGAAAUGUAGGACUUUAAAAGUACCUAUGAUACUAGGAUAAUGCAGUAAGAUAAUUCAAUGGAAAAUACCUCCUUUCAACCACCAUUCUCUACUGGGUUCCAUCAUCAACUCAUAGAAAACCUGCAUGAUAACACCCAGUGUGGAUCUGUAAUAUAAUAUACAUAAUCAAUACAAUACAAUCAAUACACACAUGCUAUGUUUAAUUGUUCUGUUUAUUGUGUACUUUUAGUAACAAAAUAACAUGCUAAUAAAAAGUAGAUGGUACAACACUGAACAGUAAUUUCAUAAAUUAAAGCAUAACGAUAAGGGUUACAUCUGGUGGUACAGGUGAGACCUUUACUGUAAAUACAUUUUUUUUGUGUACUGUAUUGUUAAUUACGGUGCCAAAAAGACACAGAAGCUGUAUACGUAAAUGCUUUAAAUGAUGUCAAAACAGAAUAAUGAAGUCUGACAGCUAUUUCUCCAUCAACUCUGUUGUUCUUAUUGUCAAGUGUGGCCAGUAAUAUGUUGAUAUGACCUAAUGACAUUCAGUUAAUUCAUUCCUACAUAGCUGGGUGAUGGUUCUAAAAGAUGUUAGCGUUAGAGAAGGAUUAUAAAGCACAGAUGUUUAUUAUAUAUAAUAUGUAAUCUCAAAUGAAUGUAAAUUAUGCUUCAUUUACUAUCGUAAAAUACCUCAAGACCAAAGUCCACUAUGUUUAUCAGUCAAAUCCUGCAAAUCAAUAGAGGGCAACAUUGUUAACAGGCUCAGUGGAUUUAAAACCUGACACAGCUUCCUUAUUAGUGUUAGUGGAGGUGGGGUUUGUGCUACAAAUAGGGAAGUUUGAUAAUUUGUUCCUUUAUGCAGUGAUGAAUAGAUGUCAUAUUUCUUCCUCAUAUCAGGUUUUGGUGUUACUUUAGAACACUCUUAUUGUAGCCUUGUCUUCUAUACUUAUUUGUGGAGACAGACCUACAGUCUGAAUCACUGACAUUUAAAACAUCAGAAGAGAUAGCAGACGCUGCAGUAAUUUCUCUCACUAUUGCAAUACUCUCAGGAGCAAUUUGAAGGUGGAAUCAGCAGUUGAAACCAUAACAAAGCACAAUCCCACCCUUAUUUUGAUGAACAGCUGAGGGAUGGGUCUGGAGAAAUGCAACCAUUAUCAAAUUCAUAAACAGAGCUAUGGAUGAAAGGACUGACCAUCCAUGAUAUCAAAAUUAUAGUUUUAACUAGUUUAACUAGUGUUUAAUAAAAUUAUUUGUUUACAAACAUUGGAGUAAAACAAGUGUUUGGGAUCUGAUGAACUAACCUCAUGAGGCAUUUUAAGUUAUGUUCUUUAAGAAUCAAUAGGUAUACAUCUUUAAAUCCAGAAAUGGAUUUAGAAACUGCAGAUUCCCCCUUUUCAGAGGGACAAUUGAUCUAAAAAAAGAAUAAGUAAGCAAAGAAAAGUGCAAUGGAAAUAAAUCAAUUCUUAUUCAGUUUUGGAUCACUUUUAAAGCGCUACCUUUAUAAAAAGAAAAACAUUUGAUAUUAGUAACAUUCCCAUAACUAUUUGUCAAUAAUGCAUAUUUUGUAUGUAUGUUAUAUUAAGAAUAAAUGAAACAAUAUUGUC